CGCCCCGCUAGUCCACGCCGCCGCCCUCGCCCUGCGCGCCCGCGGCCCUCGAGCCCAGCCCAAGCCGGGCGGAGAGGAGCGCGCCGAGCCUCGUCCCGCGGCCGGGCCGGGGCCGGGCCGGAGCGGCAGUGCCUGGAUGCGGACCCGGCCGCGGGGAGACGGGCGCCCGCCCCGAAGAGACUUUCGGUCCCCGACGAGCCUCGCCCGACCCCUAAGAUGAAGAGGGCGUCCGCCGGAGGAAGCCGGCUGCUGGCAUGGGUGCUAUGGCUACAGGCUUGGCAGGUGGCAGCACCGUGCCCAGGUGCCUGUGUGUGCUACAAUGAGCCCAAAGUGACAACAAGCUGCCCCCAACAAGGCCUGCAGGCUGUGCCCAUUGGCAUCCCAGCCUCCAGCCAGCGCAUCUUCCUGCAUGGCAACCGCAUCUCCCAUGUGCCAGCUGCUGGUUUCCACGCCUGCCGCAAUCUCACCAUCCUGUGGCUACACUCCAAUGCACUGGCCCGGAUUGAUGCCACUGCGUUCUCUGGCCUGACCCUCCUGGAGCAACUGGAUCUCAGUGACAAUGCCCAGCUUCGUACCGUGGACCCUGCCACAUUCCAAGGCUUGGGCCGCCUGCACACAUUGCACCUGGACCGCUGUGGCUUGCAGGAACUGGGCCCUGGCCUGUUCCGUGGCCUGGCUGCCUUGCAGUACCUCUAUCUUCAAGACAAUGGGCUGCAGGCACUGCCAGACGAUGCCUUCCGUGACCUGGGCAACCUCACGCACCUUUUCCUUCACGGUAACCGCAUCCCCAGCGUGCCUGAGCGCGCCUUCCGUGGCCUGCACAGUCUCGACCGUCUCCUCCUGCACCAGAAUCGUGUGGCCUAUGUGCACCCACACGCCUUCCGUGACCUUGGCCGCCUCAUGACACUCUACCUGUUUGCCAACAACCUCUCAAUGCUGCCUGCAGAGGCACUGGCACCUCUACGUGCUCUACAGUAUUUGCGGCUCAAUGACAACCCCUGGGUAUGCGACUGCCGGGCACGCCCACUCUGGGCCUGGCUGCAGAAGUUUCGAGGUUCCUCAUCUGAGGUGCUCUGCAACCUGCCCAUGCGCCUGGCUGGCCGUGACCUCAAGCGUCUGGCUGCCAAUGACCUAGAGGGCUGUGCUGUGGCAGCCAGGCCAUUCCAUCCCAUCUGGACCAGCGGGGCCACUGAUGAGGAGCUGCUGGGGCUGCCCAAAUGCUGCCAACCGGACGCUGCAGACAAGGCCUCGGUGCUAGAAUCUGGGAGGCCAGCCUCUGCUGGCAAUGCACUCAAGGGGCGUGUGCCACCUGGUGACAGCCCACCAGGCAACAGCUCAGGCCCACGUCACAUCAAUGACUCUCCCUUUGGGACCCUGCCCAGCUCUGCUGAGCCCCCACUGACUGCACUGCAGCCAGAGGGGUCUGAGUCACCAGGAGUCCCCACCACUGGUCCUCGUCGAAGGCCAGGCUGUUCCCGCAAGAACCGCACCCGCAGUCAGUGUCGUCUAGGACAGGCGGGAAGUGGGGGCAGCGGGACAAGUGAUGCCGAGGGUUCAGGUGCCCUGCCAGCCCUGGCCUGCAGCCUUGUGCCCCUUGGCCUUGUGCUGGUACUGUGGACAAUGUUUGCACCAUGCUGACCAGCUACGACCCCAGAACCUCUCAGCAGCCAGGUGUGUGUACAUAGGGGGUCUCCCAACAUGUCGCCAGCCAGCGCCAGGGACAGGUCCCGUUGGGCAGGCCAGUCCUCCCUGAUGGACGCCUCCCCACCAGCCCAACCCCAUCUCCACCCCAUCAUGUUUACAGGGUUUGGGGCAGCGUUUGUUCCAGAACGCAGUCUCCCACCCGGAUCGCGGUAUAUAGAGAUAUGCAUUUUAUUUUACUUGUGUAAAAAUAUUGGACGAUGUGGAAUAAAGAGCUCUUUUCUUAAAACUA
Messenger RNA from Marmota monax (woodchuck), 1933 nucleotides. It is a transcript of the gene Rtn4r, whose product is annotated as reticulon 4 receptor. The transcript has 2 exons. Gene Ontology annotation, cellular component: plasma membrane. Bases 217 to 1638 code for a protein of 473 amino acids. Lineage: Eukaryota; Metazoa; Chordata; Mammalia; Rodentia; Sciuridae. Gene Ontology annotation, molecular function: protein binding. The record is from RefSeq and is a predicted model, not a curated record.